GGUGUCUCUGGAGGCUCACGUAUCCCAUCGGCCCUGGCGCCAGGGCGGAAGAAGGCACGGAGGCGACUCUCUGGCCGCAGCGCCUGGACUCUCGUCUCCCGACUGACGUCGGACAACAAAGAUGGCGGCAGGAACCAGCAAUUACUGGGAAGAUCUCAGGAAACAGGCUCGACAGCUGGAAAAUGAACUUGACCUGAAACUAGUUUCCUUCAGUAAACUGUGCACGAGUUACAGUCACAGCAGUGCCCGAGAUGGAAGACGCGACAGGUAUAGCUCUGACACAACACCUCUUUUAAAUGGAUCAAGCCAAGACAGAAUGUUUGAAACAAUGGCAAUUGAGAUUGAACAGCUUUUGGCAAGGCUUACAGGAGUAAAUGAUAAAAUGGCAGAAUAUACCAACAGUGCAGGUGUCCCCUCCUUGAAUGCAGCACUGAUGCAUACAUUACAGCGACAUAGAGACAUAUUGCAGGAUUAUACACAUGAGUUCCAUAAAACCAAAGCAAACUUUAUGGCAAUACGGGAAAGGGAGAAUCUCAUGGGAUCAGUACGAAAGGAUAUUGAGUCAUAUAAAAGUGGGUCUGGAGUAAACAACAGAAGAACUGAACUAUUUUUGAAAGAACAUGAGCACCUUCGAAACUCAGAUCGUCUGAUAGAAGAGACAAUAAGCAUUGCUAUGGCAACAAAAGAAAAUAUGACUUCACAGAGAGGAAUGUUGAAGUCAAUUCAGAGCAAAAUGAACACUUUGGCCAAUCGUUUUCCUGCUGUGAACAGCCUGAUCCAGCGAAUCAAUCUUAGGAAGCGGCGAGACUCACUCAUCCUGGGUGGUGUUAUUGGUGUCUGUACCAUCCUAUUGCUGCUGUAUGCUUUCCAUUGAUGAGACGCCUCCAGGGACUCUUACAACUACCACUUUCAGGCCCUGAUCUGGAAUAAGGAAAAGCGGGAAGGAGAAACGGACUGCCCUGAUAAUUAGCCUGACCAGCAGGAUUUCUUCGGGGCUCAUAGUGCUGGACUCUGUGGCGUGGUCAGGUUGAGCUGAAGCCACAGUUUUUCUAACACACUUCCUUCUGUUUUUAGUUUUUAAAAAAGGAAAAGUUUUCCGUUGCUUUUGUCUCCCCAGGGGGUAAGUAAACGAGUCAGAAAGAGAGUCUGCGCUUCAGUGAUAGUGUCAGAGGCUGAUGGCAAGCUAGGUCUUACAGCUGGACUCUUCGGAAAACCAGGUCUCUCUAUCCAAAGACUGCUUUCCUUUUAGCUGAUGGAUUGGGUUGUGAAUAAAAAUAGUUCUUGUCCUUUUAUUUUACACUCAUGAUGAAAAGUCACAAGUCAUUUUUAAAUCUGUGCUAUAAACUUCUACUGUGUCCCCAACUCUUUUGGUAUUCAAGGAAAAUUCCAUUUUUCACAGAUUCUUUGAGAUGCUGACAAGCCAACUUCAACAGAGUUGAGGUUGUCUUAAAUGAUAAACACUGCAAAAAAAGCAUUUUUCUUUUUUGUAAUUCUCACCCAAUGAUAUGUUUUUAUUGAUUUUUUUUUAUUUUAAUUUUUUUGAGAAUGAGGAAGGGGAAGGGGAGAGAAAAAGGGGGGGGGGGAGAGAGAGAGAGAGAGAGAGAGAGAGAGAGAGAGAGAGAGAGAGAGAGAGAGAGAGAGAGAAACAUCGAUUGGUUGCCUCCCAUAUGUGCCCUGACCAGGAAUCAAACCCGCAGCCUCUUUUGAUACACAGACAACGCUCCAACUGAGCCACUCGGCGGGGACGUUCUUUUUUUUACUCGUGUGCACAUUGGGCUUAACUGUAUUGCUGGAAAAGCAUCAAGAAUGACAAGCUUCUUUUAAGGAGUCAAUCAUUGUUUUGACUUUUAUUUCUUCCAUUUGGGUUAAUAUUUGCUACUAGAAGAAAAUGAAAUCUUCGUUUUGCCAGGACAAAAGAAGCUAAUAGCCAAUGCCCCCAACUGUUCCUCAUGUCAGGAUUAACCCUGAUGACUGAGUGAGGGGACUGCUCAGUUUUCAGUGACAUCUACUGAACAAGCCACGUGUAAAAAGACAUUGAUCAAGGAGUCACCAUUCAGAUAAUUUCAUUUGUAAAUGUUCCACGUUUAUGAGCAAAAGUUUUGAGAACUACCACCCGAUAUAACAGGAAUUCUGGGUUCUGUGAAAAUCUCUUUAUUCCAAAUCUUUUAAGCUUUUCCAGACAGCCAGAGAACGGCGUCACUGUUGGAGAUACAUGUGACAGAAUCUCUAUCUGCCCCUGUCCUCUCUCAUCCGCAGAGUGACAAAAUCUUAAACCACCCACCAGAAUUCUUAGGUUUAACCGUUUCUGAGUUUCUGUACAUCCAUUACUUUGUCUAACGCAACUACCACAAAUAGUUUGAAGACUUCCAACAUCUACAUUCUCACCAAGGAGGAGGCUGCUUUUCACCGUUGGAAUUGAUGAUGGUAUUUACAGUAUUGGCUUCAGACUGUGCCACCAGGAAUGAAAGGAUAUUAGCAUGCAGUUCUUAACUACAUCGUAAAGUGUCGAUGGUGUGUGUCAUUCUGAUGAACUUGAUGUACAGGCUGAUGGGCAGACUAGUCCAUGGCCUGAUACAGAGACUGAAAGGUUUUUCAUUCUGGUGUCAGAGUUUUGUUAUAUUCUGGGUAUGAAAGGCAUUUGAUAUUUUUUUAACUAUGGGGUUUAUUUUUCUAAAUAUGGGUUGAUUGAUCAGUAGUUGAUUAGGGAUGCCCUUAAAAGAUAGUUUAAGUUUUCCCACUGCGAACCUUCCAGGGUCAGGGAAGGUCAUUUAUUAAAUUCUCUGUUGGGAGAACAACGCUUUUCUCCCCUGACACUUUAUUAUCUUUGAUUUUUCAAAGGGCCUUGAUUGGUGGUUGUACCUCAGCUAGAAUUUAUGGGACUUUGGUUGCUAUAUAGUUGGCAUUUAUAAAAUCUGAAGUUUCAUAAAUAAAAUUAUUUAUUUAAUUAUACUACCAGUCUUUUUUACUGGUCUGAUUAUUUGGUGCAUUCAUCGAAGCUGAUUGUGUGACAGUAAAACUAGAACCUGCGCUAAUCCAGCUCGCUGCCACUGAUGAGCCUUUCCAUUGAGGUUCUGCUAAACGAAGUAAAAGCAUUGUGUUGGGUCUUUUCUUUAAAAGAUAAACCAGUUCUUCCCAGGAAGUUGAGAACGUGUGGUAUAGAUGUUGCGGUCAGAUAGGUCUGACUAACCUCCCAGUGCUGUAGCCCAUAGUGAGGUGUCCGGGGCCAAAUGUAGAGAGGUAGCUAGGACAGUGCCCAUCCUUCCUCUGCGAGUCCUUUAGGACAGCGGUCGCCAACCAUGAUGUCCGAAAGGUUGGCGACCGCUGCUUUAGGAGGCCUGGAGCAAGAAAAAGAAGUGACACGUAGAGGCUCAACAUGGAGCCCACGGUAGCUGUUUAAGAACUCUUUCAGUUUCAUGCCACUUAACUUUUUUUUUUUUAAUAUAUUUUAUUGAUUUUUUACAGAGAGGAAGGGAGAGGGAUAGAGAGUUAGAAACAUCGAUGAGAGAGAAACAUCGAUCAGCUGCCUCCUGCACAUCCCCCACUGGGGAUGUGUCCGCAACCCAGGUACAUGCCCUUGACCGGAAUCGAACCUGGGACCCUUCAGUCCGCAGGCUGACGCUCCAUCCACUGAGCCAAACCAGUUUCGGCAACUUUUUUUUUUUUUUUACCAUCUUGAUUUUUCUCCUUUUUUGCCAUUCUUACAGACCUGUUGGUAGGCCCAGGAGCCAACAGUAGGCUACUCUUAGAGAAAGUCAGAGCAGAAGGACUUUCCUAUUUCUAGUCCCAAAUGUUGCCUCUUAGAGGGAGCAGUCUCCCUCAGCUAUUGUCUUAUAUGAUGAUCUUUCCUUUUGGAAUCUUUUUUGUAACCACUCAAAACUUUACAUUUCACUAGAAAGUAUGAAAAACCAUGGCAACAUAAAGGCAGAAAAUUCCAAAACAUACACUUCUGAGACUGUUUUAAUGUGUGCUGGUAACUUUAGUAAAAGUUAAAAAAUCUCUUACUAAAGUUCAAGCCCAAAUGUCCAAGUGCUUUAGUGUCUGUCCUGGCUGUCUCUAUUAUUAUUACUUUUAGAAGCUGAAGGAUUCCCUGUAACCUGCAUUGGUCACCCUUUAUUUGUCUCCUGUUAGAAAAGGGCUUUCCUUCUCCACUAUUCCUCUCUCCUUUCUACCAGAAUUCACUUUACAGAGAAUGCCGUUUUCCACACUGCCCAGGAAUCAGAUCAGGCAUGGGAGUGAAAUCCUGAGACGAGGCUUUUUGUACCUAGAAUCAAAUAUCUUUGCUUUAGUUCUUUCCUAUUGAAUGCUAAGUAAACCUGGAUAGAGAAAUGUACCUAUUGAGCUUUUGGCCUCUAAAUAAUAGAGGCACCUUGGACUUGCAUUCCCACCGUUAACUUUCUGUUUCACUGUUAAUAAUCUCAACUUGAUGAAAGGACUUUAAGAAACUGGACUAGCCUUUUGGUUUCUAAUACCUUAUGUUUGAUCAUCAAUCAGAUUGAUUUCUUGGAAAUUGAGUUCUCCAACUUGCAACAUUAAGCUGAUGAGUCUAAGUGGCCAUGUCUGGUGUUGCACUAGAUUUUGUGGCAAAUGUAACUAAAGAACAAAUGGAUCCUACUCAGAAAAUUAAAAUGAUUGCGUUCCAUUCUCAUUUUGGGUUAGGGGUUAUUUAGCUGGUCUCCAAAAAGAUGCAGAGCUUUACAUCAUGGACUUUAUAACCUAAUCUUAUUAUUCCUUUAUAAAUCUGCAAAUCCUUCUUAUAGGGGAAAGGAAAAUGAGGAACAAGUGAUUCUUAAGGAUGUUCAUUGGAUAAGAAGCUGAGCCAUGUCUUUCUCAUUUUCUUUAUACAUAAGGUCUCACUUUAGUAUCAAAGUAUUUGCAUUUAUUGCCAUCCUAUUAGCUCUUAGGGAGGGAAAUAAAUUCCAAUCACACUUUACCAUGAUGGAAGAUGUUUACUCUUGAAAAUGCCAAUAUAGAUUUUUAAAAAUCUAUUCCAAAUGCACUUUCUAAUUUUUUUGCUUUUAAAAUGGCUUCUUGGAACCAGUUUAAUUGUAUUUGUAUUUAAUUUUUGUUCUCAUCUAAAUGUGCAUUUUCUGACUGUAUAGAAGCUUUGCUAUGUAAUUUAAUAAUAAACUAGAAAUCUAA
Molecule: messenger RNA, 5139 nt
Organism: Myotis daubentonii (Daubenton's bat)
Lineage: Eukaryota; Metazoa; Chordata; Mammalia; Chiroptera; Vespertilionidae
Gene: GOSR1
Product: golgi SNAP receptor complex member 1
Biological process (GO): vesicle fusion; endoplasmic reticulum to Golgi vesicle-mediated transport; inter-Golgi cisterna vesicle-mediated transport
Cellular component (GO): SNARE complex; Golgi medial cisterna; Golgi membrane
Molecular function (GO): SNAP receptor activity
Source: RefSeq, a predicted model, not a curated record